This is a messenger RNA of Dioscorea cayenensis subsp. rotundata (Guinea yam), 2568 nucleotides long. Its product is annotated as ABC transporter G family member 11. Lineage: Eukaryota; Viridiplantae; Streptophyta; Magnoliopsida; Dioscoreales; Dioscoreaceae. The record is from RefSeq and is a predicted model, not a curated record. Gene Ontology annotation, cellular component: membrane. Gene Ontology annotation, molecular function: ATP binding; ATP hydrolysis activity; ABC-type transporter activity. The coding region runs from base 222 to 2351 and encodes 709 amino acids. The transcript has 10 exons.
UUUUGCAUGUGUAGUCAAAGGAUAACCAACCAUAUCCUUCAUUUACAUUGCAUUUCCCUCUCUCUCUUUCUUUUCUUUCUUCACCACCUAUCAGUGUUCCAACCAACAACUCCUCUCCUUCAUUAUAAGCCUCCCCUUCCACUUCCAACUCUUCUUACUCAUCUCCUCACUUCCUUCUCUUCCUCCCCCAUCUCCCACUUCCCAAACUUCUCCACCACAUCAUGAUGAAACACUCUGACGAUCUCAGAAACACAGCAGGCCAAGUCAUAGUAGAGAUUGAGUCCAGCAAACCUUCAGGCAAUGGUCUAGUGAUUGGAGGUCUUAGUCCAUUGAGUGAAACUCUCUGGAAAGAAAAAACUAACACUGAGUUCAUCGGUGAUGUUUCCGCCCGGUUAACUUGGAAAAACUUAACUGUCACAGUCACCCUCGGCUCCGGCGACACUCAAACCGUCCUUCAAAAUUUAACUGGUUAUGCUGAACCUGGCACUAUCACUGCUCUCAUGGGCCCUUCUGGCUCCGGCAAAUCCACUCUUCUUGAUGCUCUCUCAAGUCGUCUUGCUACUAACGCUUUUCUUUCCGGCACCAUUUUGCUUAACGGUCACAAAACUAAACUCUCUUUCGGCACAGCGGCGUAUGUGACACAAGAUGAUAAUUUGAUUGGAACGUUGACGGUGAGAGAAACGAUAAUGUAUUCGGCACGGUUGAGGUUGCCGGAUAAGAUGCCGAUAGAGGAGAAGAGAGCUUUGGUUGAAGGGACGAUAAUGGAAAUGGGACUUCAAGAUUGUGCCGAUACCGUUAUCGGAAAUUGGCAUUUGCGAGGAAUUAGUGGUGGAGAGAAGAGAAGAGUUAGUAUUGCUCUUGAGAUUCUUAUGCGUCCAAGACUUCUCUUUCUUGAUGAACCUACUAGUGGUCUUGAUAGUGCUUCGGCAUUUUUUGUGACUCAAACUUUGAGAGGGUUGUCAAGAGAUGGGAGGACUGUUAUAGCAUCAAUUCAUCAACCAAGUAGUGAAGUUUUUGAGCUGUUUGAUCAGUUGUAUUUGCUCUCUGGUGGUCAAACUGUUUAUUUUGGCAAGGCUUCAGAGGCUUAUGAGUUCUUUGCACAAGCUGGAUUCCCUUGUCCAUCACUAAGAAAUCCAUCGGAUCAUUUUCUAAGGUGCAUCAAUGCUGAUUUUGAUAAAGUCAAGGCGACGCUUAAAGGAUCGAUAAAAAUGCGGUUUGAAAAAAGUGAUGAUCCACUAGACAAGAUUACAACUAUGGAAGCUAUAAGAAGACUUACUGAUUUCUAUGUGAGAUCUCAGUAUUGUUAUGUUGCUAAAGAAAAAGUUGAUGAAAUCUCAAGAGUGAAAGGAACAGUGCUUGAUUCAGGAGGAAGUCAAGCUAGUUUUUUAAUGCAAGCAAUGACAUUAACAAAGAGAUCAUUUAUCAACAUGUCAAGAGACUUUGGUUAUUACUGGUUGAGACUUGUGAUUUAUCUUCUUGUUACUGUUUGCAUUGGCACAAUUUACUUGAACGUUGGCACUUCAUACAAUUCAAUUCUGGCCAGAGGAGCUUGUGCUUCAUUUGUUUUUGGCUUUGUGACAUUCAUGUCAAUUGGUGGAUUCCCUUCUUUUGUUGAAGAUAUGAAGGUAUUUCAACGGGAACGAUUAAACGGGCAUUACGGUGUGACGGCUUUUGUUGUUAGCAACACGUUUUCGGCAAUGCCUUUUCUGAUAAUGAUCACCUUCCUCUCUGGAACCAUUUGCUAUUUCAUGGUGCGCUUGCAUCCGGGGUUCAUCCAUUACCUCUUCUUUGUAUUAGGCCUUUAUGCAAGUGUUACUGUUGUUGAGAGCUUGAUGAUGUCUAUAGCCAGUGUUGUGCCUAAUUUUCUCAUGGGAAUCAUCAUUGGAGCUGGAAUUCAGGGUAUAUUCAUGCUGGUUUCUGGCUACUUCAGACUCCCAAAUGACAUUCCAAAGCCAGUUUGGAGGUACCCAAUGUCAUACAUCAGCUUUCACUUCUGGGCAUUACAGGGGCAGUAUCAGAAUGACUUGAAGGGCUUAAUGUUUGAUAAUCAAAGCCCGGAUUUGCCGAAGAUAUCAGGUGAAUACAUACUGGAGUAUGUAUUUCAGAUCGAUGUAAACAGAUCGAAAUGGGCCGAUUUAUCGGUACUCUUUAGCAUGAUAAUCAUCUACCGUAUAAUUUUCUUCAUCAUGAUCAAGAUAAGUGAAGAUGUUACUCCAUGGGUUCGAGGAUGGAUUGCGAGACGAAGACUACAUCAAAAGAAGACUAACAAUUCGGCGAUUGAUCUCGCCCAACGAACACCGUCUCUAAGAGCUUACGUCGCCGAUCAUGGAUCUGCCUCAAGCGGAAGCUGAUAAAAACCAAAACUGAACCAAACCGAACCAAUCAUUAUUAUUAUUACUACUACUACGACGAGAAGUAUUAUUAUACAUUUACAGUGAUGAAUGGCAUAGUAUUUGGAUGUCUAACAAGGAGUAGGUGCUGCAAUAUUUUGUGUGCAUGUAUUUUUACAUACAGAUUAACAUUUGUUAAAGCUUAAAGUUGUGAGAUUUGUUUUCUUGUGAUGUUUCA